This is a messenger RNA of Eriocheir sinensis (Chinese mitten crab), 4996 nucleotides long. Its product is annotated as adipokinetic hormone/corazonin-related peptide receptor variant I-like. Bases 876 to 2540 code for a protein of 554 amino acids. The transcript is spliced from 6 exons. The record is from RefSeq and is a predicted model, not a curated record. NCBI's taxonomy places the organism in Eukaryota, Metazoa, Arthropoda, Malacostraca, Decapoda, Varunidae. Gene Ontology annotation, biological process: G protein-coupled receptor signaling pathway. Gene Ontology annotation, molecular function: G protein-coupled receptor activity; peptide binding. Gene Ontology annotation, cellular component: membrane.
UGUUCCGGAGUGGGAAUGGACAGUGUCGCCUGCGAUCAAAAGGACUUUCAACUGCAGUCAAGGGGCCUUUAAGCUGCGGUCCUGAAGAUUUUAAGCUGAAGACUUGCCCUCUCUUGCUGAGACACAAACACGCAAAUACACACACACACACACACACACACACACACACACACACGCAACACACACACACUUAUCACUGGGUGUCCUGUUCCUUCCUGACUUAAUACAUUCUUUCCUCUCUAAAUAAACAAACACCGCCACCACCGCUAACAUCCAGUCCACAAACACCCACACCAAUAAAAAGAGAAAGUGGAUCAGGAGGAGGUGACGGAGGUGGAGGACCGACAGCAAGAUCAGUGGAGCAGCAGCCUCUCGACCUCCACGCCUCUGCCUCUCUCUCGGGACACGUAAAGAAAAUCGACUUCUGCUCACAGCGACCUUCCAUUCAUUCCGGAGGAGAGGAAGACAAGGAGACGAGUGGAGAAGGAGAGGAGGGGACGUUGGAGGAAGAGGAAGGAAGGCUGGAAUACGAGUAGUUUAAGGAAGAAAGAGAAGGAAAAAGAAGGUAGUUAGAAAAGCGGAGUGAAAAAGAGGAGGAGAUUGGAAAGAAAAGUCUUGAAGGAGGAUGUGGAAGAAAAACUUCAAAUCCUCUUUAUAAAGAAUCUGUGACGCUUUGCUGGGUUUUCUGUGCCUCAGUAACACAUCUAGCGCAGCUCUGGGCAUCCCCCUCCCCUCCCCUGAGAGUGUGUGCGUGAGGGCAAGGGACUCCGGGCACGGCUCAACGAUGUGGAGGCCGCGCGGUGCUGUUCCUGGUAACUAAGCAAGCCUCAGGUGAUAUCAGUGGUUUCCCGGCCGGCCGAGGCACCCACACCCUCAUGCCACCUCUGACAGGGAUGGAACCGGCCCAGUAUGUGUACGUGGGCACAGAGUGGGAGGCCAGCCCGUCCCCUGCGGUUAGAGACUCUCCCCUGCUACAACCGUACGUGAAGCAGAGCAGCAUGUAUAGCGCAGACUACCCCGAGCAUGGACUGGAGGGCGGCUUGGACCGCGCCCUCCUCCUUAACUAUAACGACACUAACCUCACAGACUCGGCCGCAGACAUCCCCGAAAGCCUGACGGAUAUUAACAUGACGCAACUCAUCGCCUACUCGCUACUCUUCCCGCUGGCAGCCGUCGGGAACCUGUUAGUGUUUGUGGCGCUCUUCAGAAAUCGACACCGCAAGUCCAGAGUCAAUAUGAUGAUCCUCCACCUCUCCCUCGCCGACAUGAUCGUCACCUUUGUCUUCCUGCCCACGGAGAUCACCUGGCACGUUACUAUUGAGUGGGUCUUCGGUAACUUCGGAUGCAAGGUGUACAAGUUCCUGUCGGCCUUCGGGUUCUACAUGUCAUCGAUGGUGCUCGUGUGCAUCAGUCUGGACAGGUACUUCGCCGUGCUGCACCCGCUCAAGGUGAAUGACGCCCAGCGGAGGGGGAAGAUAAUGCUGUUCUUCGCCUGGCUCAUCUCGGCGGUGAUCUCCCUCCCCCAGAGUGUUAUCUUCAACGUGCAGCCUCACCCGAGCUACCCCGACUUCUACCAGUGUGUGACGUUUGGGUUCUUCGACAAAAACAACGGCGGGGAGAUGACCUACACAGUGUUCUGCAUCUCCUUCCUCUACUUCAUCCCGCUGUCCAUCAUCAUCAUCGCUUACACCCGCAUCAUCAUCGAGAUCAGCAGGAAGAGUCGAGACACACAGACGGACACAGCGCGUGGAGGGAGAUACCACGGGCGGCUUCAACUCCGCCGCAGCAACAUGUCCAACAUCGAGAGGGCGAGGACGAGGACCCUAAGAAUGACCUUCAUCAUCGUCAUGGCCUUCGUCUGGUGCUGGACCCCCUACGCCCUCGGCACGCUAUGGAACUUCAUCGACCCCAAAACCUUCUACAACAUGAACAAACACGUACAGGACAUCCUCUUCAUCAUCGCCGUCAGCAACUCAGUAGUCAACCCCAUCAUCUACGGCCGCUACUCCAUCAGCUGCUGCCGGGGCCUGUGCGACCAAGCGGGGGACUUCUGCUGCCUCUGCUGCUGCUGCUGUGGCCAGGGGCGGCGGGGGGGGCACCACCGGCUGGAGUCCCUCGUCCCGCCCCCCACGCCCCACUCAUACAAGAGCAACGGGAACUGUCAGGGAUCGGCGAACACGCGUAGCACCGUUUACAACUCAACGAGGGACAGAAGAGCAAUGGGAGUCAUGUUGCAGGUCAAGGUGAGGUCGCUGCUUCAGGAGUGGAACAGAGGCUCGCAAAAGUCGCAAGAGGGGGCAGAAAUGGCCACGAUGGUCCCUCUCUCGCUUCCCUUCCCCCCGCCCCCUAAGCCCCCACCCUCAACGCCCACGGCCUCCCACGCCCGCCCACGCAUCCCGCCCCUCGAGACCCACCCCGAGGAAGCCGAUGGGUCCUCCGGGUACGGGUCUUGCCACGCCCACUCCUUCAGAAGCCAUCACGACCCGGCCACCCUCGACCACCCCCGCCCCCGGGUCUGGGAGAACCACCACUCCUGUUAGGGUUAGGGUAGGCUCCCCGUCACUCCCACCCCUCACGCCGCCUCGCUCGCUUUCUUUUUUUAGCUACUCAUCUUCUUACUUUUUUUUUUUUUACAACAAAGGAGACAGCUUAAGGGCACAAAAAAGGAAACAAUAAUAAUAAAAAAAAAAAACGCUACGCGCUUCUCCUCCCUCAUUUCCUCACCCCCUUCUCCUUUCUCUCUCUUCCCUCCCUCAUUCAUUCAAUUCUCCUUUAUCUCUCCUCCUUUAUCUCCUCCCUCAAACCCCUCCUUUCUCUUUCCCUCACUCCCUUCCCUUCUUCUUUCUCACUCCUUAAUCUCUCCCUUGAACCACUCAAUUCUUAGUUAUUCCUUUCCUCCCUCACUCACUCACUUCUUUCUCUCUCCUCCCUCCCUCUCUCACUCACUUCUUUCUCUCUCCUCCCUCCCUCACUCACUCACUUCUUUCUCUCUCCUCCCUCCCUCUCUCACUCCCUUCUCCUUUCUCUCUUUCCCUCAAACCCCUCACUUUUUAGUUACUCCUCUCCUCUCUCCAUCCCUCCAUUCCCCUUUCUCUCUCCUCUCUUUCUCUCCCCCUCUUUUCCCUCUCUUUCUCCUCCCUUCUCUCCAGUAUCUAUUUCCCCUCCUUUGUUUUCUUGGUCUCCCUUUUCUAUCAGUUUCCUUCCCACUUCUAUUUUACUUGAAGAUUUCCUUAACACUUAAGUCACUUUCCUCCUCCCUUUCAUAUUUUCAUUAAUCCUCAGCAUAUUCCUUAUUAGUCCCCUCUUCAUCCUCCCCUCGUAACGCUGUCCCCUCCUCCUCCUCUCCCCUAGAGCGUUAAUAUUCCUUUCCCUCCCUGUCCUCCCCUCCGUCUUGACCCAUUACCUCAUCUUAAUAUUCCUCCCUUCCCCCUCCUCCCCUCCUCUGUGACCCAUUCCUCUCAUCUUAAUAUCACUACUAAUCUUCCUGCCAAUUAGUUCCUCUCCCUCCUCUCCCUUCCCUCACCGUCCUCCCUCUCCCCUCACCUUCCCCCUCCCCCUCUGAUCUAGGGUCAUUGUCACUGUUUCCCCCCCCCCCCAUAGAUAAGAUCACGCCCCCUUCCCCUCACCCCCUCCCCUUUCCUCCUCCAAUAAACACCAUGACCCCUCUUUUUCCCUCCCGUCUCCUCCUCUUCCUUUUCCUCUCCCUUAUUUUAAUAUAAUUUUCCCCCUUCUCCUCUCAUUUUUUUAAGGAUAUUUCCCUUCUAUCUUUUUCCCUGCCUCUAACGCUUUCCCUCCCCUUCCCUUUCUUUCUCCUCUUCCUCUUCUUUCCUCCAAGUUUAAUUUCUUUCCUUUUUCCCUUUUUUUCUUAAUUGUUUUAUGACCCAGUUCCCUUAACCUCUUUUUAUCUUCCUAUUAUGUAUUCCCUUUACCUCCUCUCUUCAUCCGUUUCCUUUCCCUUUUUUCUCUCCCUUUAACUUUUUCCCUUCUCUCCCCUUCUUUUCCUUUUUGCUUUAAGACCACCUUUCCUCUGCCCUAUUCCCUCCCUUCUACAAUGCUUUCCUUCUGUUUACCCUCCUCAUCCGUUUACUCAUCUUUCGCUUUUUUUUCCCCUCAUUUUAACUUCCAUCUUUCUCCUAUUUUUAUUUUAUUUUAUUCCCAUCUUUCGUCUGCCCUACUCCCUCCUUUUCAUAAUGCUUUCCCUCUGCCUCAUCUCCUCAUCCGAUUUCCCAUCUUCCCCUUUUUCAUCCUCAUUUUAAUUUCUUCCUUUUUUCUCCUCCUUUUCUGUAUUCCUUUAUACCCCCUUUCCGCUACUUUAUUCCUCCCCUCUAUAAUAAUUCCCUCUUCAUAUUCUCCUCCUCCGUUUCCCCUCUUCCCCUUUUUCCCCUCACUUUAACUUCUCCCUUCUUUCCCUUCCCUUUCCUUAACGUUUUAUGACCCUCUUUCCUUACUUUUCCCACUCGUUUGUAAUGCUUUACUGCUACCCUAUCAUCAUUCGUCUCUACUACUUUUUCCCCUCAUCUUUAACAUUUACAUUUCUCUCUUUUUCCUCUCUCAGUUUUAUACCUCCUCUAACACUCCCCUCUUUUACCUUCUCUCUAACACUAUUCUCAUUUCCCGCCCCUCUGAGACUAACCUAAAGUCCCCUUCUCUAAAAUUACCCUUAUUUCCCAUCCUUUUAAUUAUUAUCUUAACCCCUUUCUCAUAUGUUUCCUCUCUCCCCUCCCUCCUCCUUUCGCCUCAAUUUCAUACAUCCCGCUCUCACCCCCUCUCCUCCCCUUUCAUUCCAUUCCCCCUCUCCCCCUUCCUCCCUCACCCCUCAUCAUAGCAAUGCUCCCCUCAAUAGGGUGAUAUGGGAUAAGGUCAAUGAGGGGAAGACGAAAGGUUCUGCUGAUUAUGGUUCCUCGUAAAAAAGGUCACCAAGCCGUGGGGGUGGCACGUGUGUUGAAAGGAAAAUUACAAAAGUGAGGGGAAAUGAAGGGGAGUGAGGGGGAGUGGU